Messenger RNA from Prunus armeniaca (apricot), 795 nucleotides. The record is from the annotation of a GenBank genome assembly. NCBI's taxonomy places the organism in Eukaryota, Viridiplantae, Streptophyta, Magnoliopsida, Rosales, Rosaceae.
AUGUCUAACCCGAGAAGGGUGUUAGAGAGGCAAAAACGAGAAGAGGAAGAAAUCAGGCAUAUAUGUGCUGAAGAAGAUCGUGAGUUGGAUAAAGAGGAUGAAGAAAUUGUUUUAGCGGUGUGUAUGCUCCAUGAAUCAAGGCAACACCACCGUCGUAGUGCCCCCAACGUGGGCAGACAUAGGCACUCUCAGGAGCAAGUGGAUGAGAUUGAUAGAAUGGGGAAAUCAACUAUCUUAGAGUGUUUGGUCAGAUUCUGUGAUGCAAUAGAAAAUCUCUACACGAGGGAGUACCUCCGCAAACCUAUUGUUAGGGACCUCCAAAGGCUUGUACAAAAAACAAGGCUCGAGGUUUCCCAGGCAUUAGAAGCAUCGACUGCUGUAACUUCAUUCGACACUAGGGUUUGGCAUGCAUUCUUCGGAGUUGUCGGAUCUAAGAAUGACCUCAAUGAGCUUGGUCAAUCCCCGGUAUUCAACGAUGUCUUGAGAGGUCAUUCUCCAUACAUCACGUAUCAAAUCAAUAAUACUGUGUACUCGAGUGCAUACUACCUUGCAGACGGAAUUUAUCUGAGAGGUGUUCGAACCCAAUCCCAUGAACACGACAUUGACAAGAAUUAUGAAAGGUCAAUAGGAGCAAAUGGACAACCAAUGAAGCACGAACUGUUAAUUCGGGAUGAUCGAUACAACAACCCAAUGAUUGACCCUAAUCAGGAAAUGCAAUCUUCGUAUGUUCACAAGAGACGUCAAGUUGACUUAAUCGAGCACUUAUGGGAGAUGAAAGGCAAUCAUAGUGGAUGA